AUGUCCGAGGUUUCCAGGGAGGACACAGCUACACUUAAUGAUGUAGCUGAAGGUCAAGGACAAUCAGAAAAGGCGUCUGCUGCUUCUACAGGGACUGGAACCGAUGACCUUGAACUUUCACAGAAGCAAGAAGAAUCACAAGCUCAGGAAUCAAGGCAGCAGACAGCAGCCCAAGGUCAAGGACAAACUUCUACAACUGCUGCUUCCAUAGGAACUGGAACAGAUGACCUUGAAGAAGCAGACCAAGGUCAGGGUCAAGAGGCGUGGAAUCUAGAUUCCUAUCUUCAAAGCCAGGGAGAGGACAAGAAUCCAUUUAGUGGGUUAAGUGAUGAGCAUCUGAAUCAGCUAGAAGAUGUUUUGUCCAGCGAUGCUGUGAAAUCCCUACUCCAGCAGGCAGAGUUUCAGAAUCUGGAGACUAGUCUGAUUACCAGUAUGGAUGGACCAAGCACUUCCCAAGAUUUCUCCAUUGAUGAAGCUACAGCUCAUCAGAUCAUCCAGGAUGGUGUGAGAGAACAUGAACUGGCUGUUAUUGCAGCAGCUUUCAAUGAUCAUGCUUAUGCCAUGCCCUUGGUUCGUCAACCACCACAGAACCUCCCCACCAGCGUCGAACCUCUUGAUACACCAUCACCUAGUUAUGAACCUAUUGAGUCUCCAUCAUCCAGUUUCAAACCACCAGCGACUCCUACAUCCAGUAAAGGAAAGAGAGAAGAGGAUAAGUCUCCUCAUGAGCCAAUCAGGCGUUCAACACGUAUUAGUGAUGCAGAGCAACGAGAAAUGGCAGAGAAGAUCCUGCAGGAGAACAGACAGAAGGCCAGGGAGGCUUUAUUGAACCAGGAGGAUAAAGAAGAGGAGAAAGAGGAACCUAAGAAAGGGAAACGAGGGCGGAAACCCAAAACUGAGACUGAUCCUGCUAACCCUUUGAACACUAAGUGGAACAAGAAAAACAGAAGAACUCGAUCUGCCAAGAAUGGAGAAGAAGAAGAGGCGGAGUCAGGAGAAGAGGGAGGAGGAGCUACAGAAGAAGACACGCCCAAACCACCAGCAGUGCGAGGCAAGAAAGCAACAGAAGGCACAGAGACUCCGCCUCCAAUGAAAAGAGUCAGUCGUGGCAAGUGGAAGAAUCCAUUAUUUAAAGACAGACCAGAAUCCCCUGCUUCUCCUGCUAAAACUCCAGCAUCCCCUGCUUCAGCCAAGGGCAAUAACUCUCCAGCUUUGACCAGAAGCACCUUGAAAAAAGACGAUUCUGAAUCGGACAAUAAGCCAACGCCCAAACGAGGACGUGGUCGAAAGAAGAAGCAAGAAGAGGAAGAUGAAGAAGAAGCAGAUAAAAAGACUGCAGCUGACGUCAAAACAGCUGCGACGAAAAAAGCUGCAGAAGAAAAAAAUGGCGAUGCAAGCGUUGAAAAUAUUCCUUAUUCUGAGUUUAUAACCCAACUGGACACAAAACCGAAAGGAAAGAAAGGGGCAGCUAAAAAGGGAGUAGUGACUGGUAAAAAGGGACUACAGAAGACAGGAACAGUCCAGACCAAGAAAGGGAAAGUGAAAGUAAAGGAUCAGAAAGAAGCAGGUAGUCAAUCCAGUGAAGAAGAUAUUCCUCUUGGACAGUUGCAACAGCGCACCAAACCAAAGAAAGUGAAACCCAAAUUAAAGGCUACGCUUACUGAACAGCCGACUGCUACAGAGGAGGCAGAUGAUGAGGAUCUCCCUUUGAAGACUUUAUCCAAACUAGCUAAAUCACCUUCUAAACUGAAAAAACUGAAAGCAGCCAUAUCAUCUAAACGAACCGUGAAAAUCCUCCAUAAAAAGCCCGGCAUGGCUGGCAAGUCCAAAUUCUUAAAGACCUUGAAGCCACCAAGUCAGAUGAAGAUGAUGCAGGAGAAGAAGAAGAAAUUAGCAGAGAAGAAGAGGCUUGCUAUGGAACAGAAAUUAGCAGAAGAGGAAGCUAAGAAGGAACCAGAAACACCAAAGACCCCAACCUCUGUGGACAAAAAUGCAGCGAAAAGAAAAGCAAGAAAGUCCGAAACGGAAGUCUUCAUCGAUCCCACAAUGACAGACCUCUUUAAACCAGAUGGCAUGAUCGUUCAUGAGCAUGAAAAAGAAGCGCCAGCUCCUGAAGUUAAAUUUGAUGCCAAGGAAAGUGAUGGCGGACUGAGUUUUGAAGAUGAUGAAAAUGAUGAAGAUUGGUUGGAUCCUAAUACUGUUUACUGUCUUUGUCGUAAGCCUCACAGUAACAGGUUUAUGAUUGAGUGUGAUUGCUGUGAGAAGUGGUUCCAUGGCAGUUGUGUAGGUGUAACAGAAACUAUGGGUAAAGAGUUCGAAGCUCUGGAUAUGAACUUUGUGUGUCCAGUUUGUACAGAAGCUGGUAAACAACCUAAACCCAAACCCAUACCGGUGAAGACCUUCCACUCUCCAGUAAAAGUGUUCAGUUCUGACUCUAAAGUUAGCAGUACAACUGUAUCAGGAGAUACCCCCAAAUCUAAACAUAGGCAUCAUUCAAAAUCAGAUGCUGAAACUUCAUCCAGUAAAAGUUCAGAAAAAUCUUCAUCUUCAAAGCAUCACCACAGACAUCACCACCACAAAGACAGCAAACAUCGUGAUAAGAGUCGUGAUCACAGUCGUGAUAAGGAUCGCAAGGAUCACAAAGACCGGCACAGGAGUCACAGCAAGGACCACAAGAGAAGUAAACAUCACAAGCAGGAGGAUAAGAAACCGUCAGAGAAGAAGGAUGAAGGACCUGAUCCUGUUCGUCUCAACGUGAGGAAGCAUCUUCGUGAUGCUCUGUCCAACAGGGCAGAGCAUGCUGAUGAUGUCCUACUGUCCAGUAGUGAAAUAAAAGCUAUCUCACUGUCUAUUGAAGAAGAAAUGUUCAACUAUUUCAAAGACGUAGGUCACAAAUACAGAAACAAGUACCGCAGUUUGAUCUUCAACAUUAAAGACACCAAAAAUAACGGCUUGUUUCGAAAAAUAUUAAAUGGUAAAAUCAGAGCAUCUAAACUAGUCCAGAUGUCUUCAACAGAAUUGGCCUCUAAAGAAUUGGCAGAAUGGAGAAAAAUGGAAACUAAACACACUUUGAAGCUAAUAGAAGAAACAGAAAAGAAAGCAGCUAAAGAAAGUUUUCAUAUUCGUAAAAAAACUCAUAAAGGUGAAAUAGAACUGGAUGAAGACAUGAGUAACCUCAGGGAUGAAGCUGAGAAGCCGACCCCAAAUAAACCAAAGAUUGAACCGAAAGCUGAUUUACUCUCAGAGCUGAUUGUGGACACCACAGACAAACACAGAAUGCAUCUCUUUGAUCUCAAUUGUAAAAUAUGUACUGGGAAACAAGCUCCCCCUUCUGAAGAAUCUACGCCUAAAAAGGUGACAAUAGCCCACUCUGUGGAUAAAGAAAAAGUGGAGGAAGCCACUAAAGAGACUACAGUGGACAUCAAGAAAGCUGAACAAGUGGUGAAAGAAGCUCUUGCCAAUGUUAAGAAAACGAAAGUAGAGCUGCCAGAUUCUCCUGUCACAGUUCGGUCUCCAGAUUCAGCAUUGCAAUCCGGUUUGGAGGAAUCCAGAGCCAAGUUCAAACCAUCAGGUCCAGUCAUGUGGAAAGGAUUCAUUCACAUGCAGGAGUUUAAUAAGUUCUUUACAUCAGCUUACAGAGUGUCUGGACCUACUGAUGGAAUGAGUUUUGCUGAUACUAUUCAAAUCUGUGGUCGAAUCAUUCCAGAGCAAAUUUGGGAUUAUUUGUCAAAGAUUAAGCAAGCUGGCACCAGGGAUGUAUGUGUGAUAAGAUUUAUACCAGCAGGUGAUGAUGAAAAGACCUCCUAUAUUAACCUGUACUCCUAUCUCAACUCUCGAGCACGCUGCGGGGUGGUUGGCAAUUCUCCCAAGCAGGUCAAGGAUUUCUACAUCAUCCCAUUGGCUUCCCACAGCAGGAUUCCCCAGACUCUUCUACCCUUUGAUGGACCAGGUUUGGAAGAGAAUAGACCACAUAUGUUAAUAGGAGUCCUGGUUCGACAGAAAUCCAAACCACCCAAAUCUCCUUUAGUCAAAGAGGCCAGUAAAUCUAAACAUUCAUCCAGUUCGUAUUCUUCUGCUAGCUCAUCUAAGAAACCAAGACUAUCAGUGGAUAGCCCAUCAUACAGUCACAAAGAGAAAAAGACCUCAAUGUAUGUACCCAAGGUGGUCACCCCUAGUUCCAAUUCGAGCUCUGAACCAGGAACUCCUGCCGGUUACAAAGAAAUUCAAGAUCCCAUCAUCAAAGCGUAUGCUAUGGAAGAAGUGGUACCCAUUGAAACAGAAGAGUCCUCGGCUAAUGACACUGAAGCUUAUUCCCCUGGAAGAGUGGAAGAGGAGGAGGUUCCAUAUGAUCCAGAAUUUGAGGAAAACAACACAUCCAGUGGACCAUCAUCAGCUAUGGCCAGAGCAAUGGAGCUGACAUUGGCCACCAUUGGAGAACCAUCAGUCAGCUCUAAACCACCAUCAGAUGUCACCAAGUCCAAUGUCACCAUCAGUUUAAAGUCUUCAGUAUCUCAAUCUAAGCCAACCUCUUCUCAACCUUCCACCAGCAAGAAGGAGGUCAAAUCCUGUCUCAAGAAUCCGAUUUCAUCCAGCGGCUCUGAAGACCUGAUUCUUUUACCACAAGAUACACCAUCAUCUGCAGCAAUACCAUCAACAUCUGGAGCAUCCACAUCCCAUCAUCAUCAGCAUCAGCAUCAGCAUCAUUCCAAACCAGGCAUCAACAUAGAGAAACUUGUCCAGCAGAUUGCAAACAGCACCAACCGAUCAGAGAUAACGGCAUUAAUGGUGACAGCCCUGGCUGCAUCCAAAGAUGCAACAGAUCAGCAAAAAGUUUUGGCUGAUUUAACUCGUAAAGUCGAGGAACAGAAAAAGUUGUUGGCCAAGAAAAAGGCUGAAAUUGAAAGUGUACGAGCAUCAACUAUAGCUUUAACUGCUACAGCUUCAUCAUUGUCCACAGCAUCACAACCCGCAGUCACCCAUGUAACUGAAUCACCAGAAAAGCAGAGGACCUCCUCAGUCCAAAAGACUCCACCAAAAGUCGACUAUGUGGUUGCUGUGAAGCACUCCAAACAUGAUGCAAAGGAAAAUUCAACCAAAAAGGUUGAUUCGAAACCAGAGGAAAAAGACUCAAAAGAUGCUGUUACUUCAGCUGCACCCAUUCUCCCCGUGACUCCAAUAACAACCAAGGAGCUUGAUUCUAUCCAAAUCAGCAAAGCGUUGGAUGCUCUGAAAACCACCAAGAUGCUGGACAAUCUGGUAUCAGUGUUCAAAUCCACACAAUCCAAAACACCUGUGGCCACAUCUGCAACACCGUUACCCAUUGAAGCGGAAGUUGAAGCCAAAGCUGAGAGUAUAUCUGUGUCUGCCAUGAAGCCACAUGAGAUGCCCUUGGCUCUUCAAGCUCUCAUGAAAGAUGUCAUGGGCCAUGGGUCAGAGUCUGGAAUUAAAUCCAAGAAGAUCCAAAAGGAGAAGGAGAAGAAGACAGAAGAACCCAAAUCUGAUUUGGAAGAAGACAAAGACUCCUUGGCUAUUUUCAAAGGAGUCAACAGACGGGAGAAGAAUGUCAUCCCUGGUUUAGAUGAUCUUCCCAUAGCUUCUGUACUAAUUGAUGUAAAGGUGAGGGAAUCGGUAGCUGCCAGUGACGGGGAAUCCUCCGCAAGUGACACCCAAACCUCUACGGACGAGGCGAAAUUGGACAAAGACUACCGAAGUGAGAAGAAAUCAGAUAUCAUUGACAUAAGUUUGGACAAAGACGAUCGACAAGCACACUCUUUGGAUAAGGAUGACAGGAAGACUCACUCGCUUGAUAAAGAUGACAGAAUUGUCCGUGGUAUGCUUCCCAGAUUUAUUCCCACUCAGUCUAAAAAGGAUUGGGCAGCUCCAGCUACGACAUCCGAGCAAGUUGCAACCUGGCCAACAACUACCGAUGUGGAUCACAGAAAGUUUCCACAAGCUGUUACCGUUAAUGUGAGCACGCCUCAACCUCCAACAAACGCUCCUCCAGUUGCAAAAGAAGGGAAAUUCCGACCAGUUGGUGUUCCUAAAACUGAGGAGAUGAACGAAGACGUUGACCAUAGGAAGCUGGACGGACCAAUGAGACCAAUCGGGGGAUCGUCAGACCCAUUUGGGUUCGGAACUCAGGACGUGGAUAUGAGACGGCCACCAACUGGUCAGGCGCCUCUGCUUCCACCUCCCCUGCCGCCAGUCUCAAAUGCUGGCCCCAGACCCUUGCUAAGCACUCCAGUAUUUCAAGGUAACCAACCCCCUUUCAGGCCUCCGUUUCCAGCAGGUGACCAGAGAUUCCGAGCUCCAGGACCAGAGAGCACCAUGAAGCGUGGACCACCUUUUCAACCGACGUUAUCAGACGGAGAACCCAGCGACAAGAGACCAAGAUUCCCGGGAACUGGUCCUGGAUUCAGACAACCAUUGAUGAGGCCGCCAGCACCACCAGGAACUGAACCUAUAACGCUCAUGCCACCUGGCAUGCCACCUCUCCCUAGUGAACCGCUUCUUCCUCCUCCCUUGCCCCCGCUUCCCUCGGAGACUGUUCAGGAUAAAGAUUUACGAGGGGCAGGUGGUGAUACGUCGCGAUUCGGGAACGGGAAUAGACAAUCUAGUCCACAACUGGAGGAUCGUGAUCGAUUCGGGCAUCAUCAUCGUCGUCAACACGAUCGAUAUCACAAUCGCGAUAAAGACUAUCGAUCACGAAAUAGAAAUCGGAGACGGUGAUGAUUCGAAGUGUUUUUAAAUAUCUGUCGGCUUGCCCAUUCGUUGAAUCUGAAAAGACUUCGGGAAAAUCAUUCAAUAACUAAGUAAGCAGAUCUUGCGUUAUCUGAUGAUUGAAUUUUCCCAAGGAACUUUUCAGAUUCAUCCAAUGACAAAGAGUCGCCAAUCGUGUUAUAUGUAGUGCUUAGUGUAUAGUUAUCAUCACCCCUCACGAUCAUCCACGAUCUCCUCAUUAUUAUUUUCAUUAACCAUAGAAAUCAACGCAUUUAUCAGGAGAUGGUCCUCUCUAUUUUAUGGACCUCUUAUUUUCUCUCGGGUUCCGAAGAUCGGAUACAAGCUGUUCGCCAAUCUGAUGGGCAUUAGCUACUGUAGUUUAGACACCACAGAUUAGUUAGGAUGACAUCGUCAUCAUAACACUCGGUGCAACUUUCUUCUUAGUCUGUAGGUGCCACUGUUCUCGUGAAAUUUCCCCCAUUGCACAUAGUGGAGGGAUAAGAGAAUGAAUGAAGGUACGUAAAAUACUAGGCAUUGCCAAUUUUUUCCCAUGCAUAUGCAUUUUGGAACGGGUCGUAGAUGUUCAUCUAGGUCUUGAAAGUAUCGGCUUCAUCGUCAUCAUUAAAUAGGACCCAGUUGUUCCUAGAGUAGAUGGGCUGGCAAUGAAUCAAGUAAAAGCUGCAAACACCGGUAUACCAUAUGGGCAUUUUGUAACCGGCAUAGAUGCUUCAGUCAUUAAGGCACCAUCACCAUCUUCACCGUCGUCAUCAAGAGGAUCCAAUUGUUCCCUGAAGUAUUUUUUUCUGGUACGGAAUCGUGUAGAUGUUGCAUUUCACCAAGUAAUCGCAUUUUUUACUGUAUAUGUUUUGGUUUUUUAUAUUAUUGUUAUGUAUAUUAUCGUAUUCACUAGAAAAUUCACCAAUUUGUCUGCCCGCAAUCCAGGGAAAAUGGUCUCCUUUCCGCUACGACUUUGAUUGGGUUUAAGCAGUAUUUGGACAGACUCUCAGAUCUGUCUCAUCCAAUAUUGAUAUUAUAGCUCCUUAGGGUCAAUAAGUCAGAGUUUCGCCGGUCUAUCUGCACCUGAAUCUUCUGAGCUAGGUAACUCCCCUGACCGGUAAUUGGGUUUAAUCAGUAUUGAGACUCUUGGGUCCGCCUCAUCCGAUAUUGAUAUUAUAUUAAAACUGCAUAGGGUCAGUAAGUUCGAUGCAAUCGUAAUUUUAUUCCACUGCUAAAGACCAUUGUAAGACCCACUAUUUUGUUAGAUGAAACUUAAAAUUUUAUCUUUUUGGCCAAGAGUUUUCAGUAUUUUUCUUUCGGGGUCCUUGAUCAAUUGCAUUCUCCCCCAACAAAUUUCAAAAUUGCCCCAGACUUAAAAUAAGACAAUCUCUUGUAUGUACUUCGGAUAGUAUUCUGUAAUUGUUGAAUUGUGUACAGUUGUAUAUUUAAUUAUGGAUAAAAUUUAUUCUAAAUCUU
Molecule: messenger RNA, 8193 nt
Organism: Lottia gigantea (owl limpet)
Lineage: Eukaryota; Metazoa; Mollusca; Gastropoda; Lottiidae
Exons: 23
Coding region: 1-6729 (2242 amino acids)
Biological process (GO): DNA-templated transcription
Cellular component (GO): nucleus
Source: RefSeq, a predicted model, not a curated record